This is a messenger RNA of Didymosphaeria variabile, 282 nucleotides long. RefSeq lists its product as uncharacterized. Bases 1 to 282 code for a protein of 93 amino acids. Lineage: Eukaryota; Fungi; Ascomycota; Dothideomycetes; Pleosporales; Didymosphaeriaceae. The transcript has 2 exons. The record is from RefSeq and is a predicted model, not a curated record.
AUGACCCACGGCUACCUCGAAUCCAGCAUCCGCCUGGUUGUGGCACCUCCACGGGACCAAGCGCACAUCGAUCGCUUGGGCGUCAUGUACAUGGGACGGAUCAAGGAUCCAACUGACUUGGUUCCUGUUGCCGACUCGCCCGUUCUACAGCGUCCUGGUCUGACUAGUACACAUGUGCUAGAUGGGGACGGAAAGCCGGGUAAGACGGGAGAGUGGGUGAACCAAAGGAUCAUCAAGAAUCUCGGAGACGGGACGGAAAGUGCAAGGAUCGAUAAUGUGUAG